Messenger RNA from Castor canadensis (American beaver), 470 nucleotides. It is a transcript of the gene Dynlrb2, whose product is annotated as dynein light chain roadblock-type 2. Gene Ontology annotation, biological process: microtubule-based movement. NCBI's taxonomy places the organism in Eukaryota, Metazoa, Chordata, Mammalia, Rodentia, Castoridae. Gene Ontology annotation, cellular component: cytoplasmic dynein complex. The record is from RefSeq and is a predicted model, not a curated record.
AGGCGCGGCCCCGACGCUUCCGGGAGGGCACUUCCUCCCUUGUCUCCUAGCAACGGCUGAAGCGUUGUUAACAUCCCGGGCGGCUGUGGCACCAGCCUGAGCCCAGAGUCUUGCCGGCCGCGCGAUGGCAGAAGUAGAGGAAACCCUGAAGAGGAUCCAGAGCCACAAAGGAGUUAUUGGAACCAUGGUGGUAAAUGCAGAAGGCAUUCCUAUCCGAACAACCUUGGACAACUCAACCACAGUUCAGUAUGCAGGUCUUCUUCAUCAGCUGACAAUGAAAGCCAAGAGCACGGUGCGUGACAUCGAUCCUCAGAAUGACCUAACCUUCCUUAGGAUCAGAUCAAAGAAACAUGAAAUCAUGGUAGCUCCAGAUAAGGAAUAUCUUCUGAUUGUUAUUCAGAAUCCAUGUGAGUAGACCUGCUACCGCAAAAGUCUGUUGUCAUGACACUGAGCUGGAAACUCUUCACUCU